AUGCCGUUAUACAAAGAAGAAAACUUCUUGAUUGUGCAUCCCGGGUCACAACACACAAUCUUCUCAUUUGGAUUGCAAAAUUCGCUCUCACCACCACAAUACAAGAUCCCCUCCGUGGUGUAUCAAGAUGCCACUACCAAAGAUUACAAGUCCAAGAGACAGACCGAUCAAGAUAUAGAGAUACAUCCAAUCAAGGCGUCAAGGAUAAUUGACUUGGAUGCGUUCAAUUACUUGCUCAAGAUAAUUUUACAAAGCGUGAUUACCAACCAUCCAAUUGUGACCAUCAAUCAAAUUCCGUUGUUGUUGAUUGUUCCUUCUUUGGGAUGGUCCACUAAUAUAGAAUACAUCACCAAGUACGUGAUUGAAACCUUGGAGUUCACUGCGUUCAAUAUCAUUGAUUUGUCCUUGGCAUCUACGUUUGGCACGGGCUCCUCGACCAAUUCCGUCGUGGUCAAUGUUGGCUAUGAAAGUAUUCAAAUCGUGCCGGUUGUCGGGUAUCAAAGUAUAAAGUUUGCCGGGAAGUUCUUGCAUAAUGUCGGUGGGAAAACCUUGAACGAAGAGAUUAAACGGAUUUUACCAAGUUUCACUGAGCAACAGGUGGAAGACUUGAAGUGUUCGGGUAUUUACGAAGUUUUGAAUGAAAAGGACGGGAACUUCUACUCAUGGCAGGAUUUACAGGAGAAUGGGGACGAAGGGGAUAAAUUCGACGUGGCUAAGAUUGUAACUAAGGACAAUGGUCCUGUUGUCGCCCAACUCACUGAUGAAGACGGGGAGGAAAAACCAAAUAAGGAAUUAGAAACUAAUCAUUUCACCGAUUCCGUCACCGGCGAGAAGAUAUCUGUCGGUAAGGAAAGAUUCCAAGGUGCCAACAAGUUGAUUGACAUUAUCAGUCGAGAAAUAUACGCUUCUUUGAACUCUAUUCCUGAUAUUGACAAGAGACAAGACUGCUACGAUAAUAUAAUUCUCGUUGGGUCGACCUUCUCUAUUCCCGGAUUGAAAGAAGCAGUAUUGAUUAAGCUAAAUCAAGAUUAUUUAGUCAGAGAUCCCGAUAGCCAUACUACUGGAGCUGCCUAUGGCGAUGGGGUUAGUUCUGCCAUUAUGAAGUACCAACAAACCGACGAACAAGUAGAUGGAGACGUAGGUUCAGCUAUUAGCCAAGUGCCAAACUCAAUUAAAAUGGCCAAGUAUCCUGAUUACUUUCCUGAAUGGAAGAAGCCCAAGGAAAAAGGUGGAUCAUGGCAAGAUGUUUACUUUUUAGGAGGGGAGAUCUACGGUAAGCAAAUUUUUUCUACUUCCAGUAGUCAUGGAAGAGAGUUGUUUGUCGGUAGUGAUUUAUAUGAAGAAAGAGGUCCGCAAAGUAUUUGGGAUGUCAGUAUAUAG
Messenger RNA from Spathaspora passalidarum NRRL Y-27907, 1380 nucleotides. RefSeq names its product Arp9p (gene ARP9). The transcript has a single exon. Lineage: Eukaryota; Fungi; Ascomycota; Pichiomycetes; Serinales; Debaryomycetaceae. The coding region runs from base 1 to 1380 and encodes 459 amino acids. The record is from RefSeq and is a predicted model, not a curated record.